Balaenoptera acutorostrata (minke whale) is the source of this 1348-nucleotide messenger RNA. It is a transcript of the gene TMEM92, whose product is annotated as transmembrane protein 92. The record is from RefSeq and is a predicted model, not a curated record. Lineage: Eukaryota; Metazoa; Chordata; Mammalia; Artiodactyla; Balaenopteridae. Gene Ontology annotation, cellular component: nucleoplasm. The transcript is spliced from 5 exons. Bases 451 to 921 code for a protein of 156 amino acids.
CACCUUACCCUCUCUGGGCCGACCUGCAGGGGUUCAUUCCUGCUCCUGACCCCACUGGCCAAGACUUGUGGGAAUCAGCCCAACUAUUAUUGGCUGUCACUGGUAUUCUUAGCUUUAUUGUUGUUGUCAUUAACAGUUAAACUGUUAUUUCAAGAUAUAAAGAUAUGGUGGUCUUGGGACUUCCCUGGCAGUAGAGUGGUUAAGACUGCACGCUUCCACCGCAGGAUGCACGGGUUUGAUCCCUGGUCAGGGAACUAAGAUCCUGCAUGCUGGUGGCGCGGCCAAAAAAAAAAAAAAAAGACAUGGUGGUCUCGCCAAAGUUGGCUUCUUAUUCUUGAGCCAUGGUUGUUUAUCUCCCUGGAGGCUGGGGUGGGGUGACAGAUAACCUCCCGUUUGCUGUGUUCCUCUACCUGCAUUCCUCCCCCACGGUCUGGGAGCAGCCAGGAUGAAAUGAAACCAGGUUGUCAGUGCUCUUUCAUUCAUUCUGCCAAAAUCGCUGCAGCCACAUGUGGUCUCUUCUUCACCUGCCCUAAAGGGUUCAACUGCUGUGGUAACAGCUGCUGCCAAGAGUACCAGCCAGAGCAGUACGAGCUCUUCUCUGGCCCCUUGAGGAUCUUUGUCAUCGUCUUUCUGAUCAUCAUACCCCUCUUGUGCAUCUGUGGCCUGGCUAAGCGCUUCUGUCGCAACUGCAGAAAGUUGGAGCAGGACCCCCCAGCGGAUCAUGAGGGGCCCCCAGAACGGCCCCCCAUUACUCCCGCAGAGAGGGUCACAGCAACCAUUUCUGAGCCCCCACCCCCCUACAGUGAGAUUAUCCUGAAGCCCGUCGUGGGUCUGCCUCCCUUGGAGCCACCCCCUCCCUACAGCUUCAGGCCUGAGGAACACGCCAGGGUGCGCAGCGGCAUCGACAACCCCACCUUCUGAAGCACCUUCUGCCUGGAACCUUGUCAUCGGCCGCCUCCUCCCCAGGGCCUCCUGGAUCAAGCCAGAGACUCGCCCCCGCCCGUCGUGCCAGACCUCUGGCCAUUCUUGGCUUUAACUUAUUGCUUUUCCUACUCCCAUUCCACGCCAGUUGCUUCUCUUGUCCCAAGGGCUGGUCUGGAGUGACGUGUCCACCCCUCCCUCACCCGCCAUUGCAAGGUAGAGGCUGCCUGGAGGAAAAUGUGAACAGCUGGAGGUGCCCAGCGGUGGAACGAGCUGCUCUGAGAGUGGAGGGAGCUGCGCUCUGGCGGUACGAGUGUGGAGUGGACGGCCAGCUCUGAGAUGUUUUGCAGGGCGCUGAUGCACUCUGGGAGACAGGACUGCCUGAGCUCUACCUGGGCUCUGCUUUCCAUUCUACCUGACUAGAGAA